Messenger RNA from Bemisia tabaci, 1340 nucleotides. NCBI's taxonomy places the organism in Eukaryota, Metazoa, Arthropoda, Insecta, Hemiptera, Aleyrodidae. The record is from RefSeq and is a predicted model, not a curated record.
UGAAUCAUCAAGAAGAAGCCUCGGUUGCGUCAACUUGUGAGGUAGUUGACGUAUCAGUUCAUCCUCACAACGCUGGAGCUGAGGACGGCCGUGGAUCAGCCCAGCGUCUAACGGUACAACGGCCAACCCCGAGCAGAUCCCCUUCACCUCCUGCCUCCGGUUUUUUACCGGCAAGUCAGCCAGCAACCACCAAAGCAGGAAUUCCGAGGCAGUGCAUGACUUGGACCAGAGAAAUGAACAUCGAUGUCAUGCGUUGCUUCUAUAGAGCAACACGACUAGACACCAACGCAUCAGGGUACAGAUUCCACCUACGCCAAUUGUUCCUGGCAGCGUACCCUGAUCUAACUAAUGACACUGAACAGAGGCUAGUGGAUCAGAAACGGGUAAUCGUCAACAACAAGAAAUUAACUGUGCAGGAGAUCGAGGAAAUAAAGAGAGAAGUUGCUCAUGAGUUACAUAUCGCAUCUACUCCUAUGGAGGCGGACAUUAUCAUCACGCCAUCAUCAGUCGAUGAAUUCUCUCGUCAUGCUAGGGAUGGGGUGGUGUCCCCUAGAGCGUAUCCAAUUCAUAGGUUUGUCGAUUCAGCGGAUAGUGUACCAAGUUUUGAAGACACGAUGGAACUGGAAACUCGUGAGAAGAUUAGAUUCUUCAGAGACAAAUGGAGAGGGAGUAAUCCAAAUCUAAGGCCAGCAAUUCCAAAACUUUGGAUGAAUAGGAUGUGCAAAGACCGCAUAAAGAUUAUUAAUAAUAAGAUCAUUAAUGAACUCAUCUCAGAGGAGGCGGAUCUCGAAGAAAUCCACUUAGUCGUCUACGCUUGUGCCUGCACUGUCACAGUUUUAAAUGGCCAGAAGUUAAGGUCGCAGGGUGAGCAAUUUCCAAAAAGAAGGAGGAAACCUGCCUGGCAACUGAGACUCGAGAAAAAGAUCGAGAGAUUGCGGAAGGAAAUUGGUCGAACCACUCAGUACUUAAGAGGUGUCAGAACCAAGAAAUUGGAGAAAGAGAUUAGUCUUAUCAUCAGGGACAAAAGUAAGACCGUCGCGGAAACCCAAGAGAUUUCGAGGAUGAAACUCGCUGUUUACGCAGCUCGCCUUCGAAGGUAUAACGAGUCCAAUGAUAGAAAAAACCAGAAUGCCCUCUUCAAUAGAAAUGAAAAGGCCUUCUACAGGAAUCUGACCUCGAAGGAGGUACCAGUUACACCACCUAAGAAAGAAGAAGUGACCGCUUUCUGGAAACAUCUCUGGUCUAAUCCUGUGCAGCAUCGGGAGGGUGGUGAAUGGAUUGAAAAAGAGAUUUCCCGGCAGGAAGCCGGAGCAGACAAACCAUGUUAUCACUGUAAAUGA